UCAAACUACCUUACUUUUUAUCUUGUAUCUUGCAAAACCUUGUGUUAAUGUCAUGUUUUACUAACUUCCGUUCCUUUUAAUAUAAAUUAUUAUAUUUCUUUUGAGGUUUCAAGUCAGAUAAAAGUGUUAACGGUUAAAAAAAUAUAAAUGCAAAAAUGAGCAGCGAUGAGGCUCCCAGUGGUCCUGUAGACAAUGCAUGGUCUAUGAAAUUGCCAGAAUUUAAACCUGAAGACAAUCCACAUCAGCUUUUAGAAGAAAGUGCUUUUGCCACAUUGUUUCCACGAUAUAGGGAGCAAUAUCUAAAAAAAUGUUGGCCUUUAGUUCAAAAAUCUUUAGGAGAACAUGGAGUUAAGGCUGAAUUAGAUCUUAUAGAAGGCAGUAUGACAGUUAGGACUACACGUAAAAUGUGGGAUCCCUAUAUAAUUAUUAAAGCGCGAGAUGUAAUUAAAUUACUUUCACGUAGUGUUCCUUAUGAACAAGCUGUAAGAGUUUUGCAAGACGACAUUGGUGCUGAUAUUAUUAAAAUAGGAUCUUUUGUAAGAAAUAAAGAAAAAUUUGCAAGGCGUCGCCAAAGAUUGAUUGGCCCAAAUGGGUGCACACUUAAAUCUAUUGAAUUAUUAACAAAUUGCUAUGUUUUGGUACAAGGACAAACUGUAGCAGCCCUUGGCCCUUAUAAAGGCUUGCAACAAGUUCGAAAAAUAGCAGAAGAAACUAUGAAGAAUAUUCACCCAAUAUAUAAUAUUAAAGCUUUGAUGAUCAAGAGAGAAUUAAUGAAAGAUCCCAAAUUGAAGGAUGAAAAUUGGGAGAGAUUUUUACCGAAGUUUGCCAGUAAAAACCUCAGUAAAAGAAAACAACCCAAAAAUAAGAAAACCAAAAAGCCUUAUACUCCUUUCCCGCCUCCACAACCUGAAAGCAAGAUUGAUAAACAAUUGGCCAGUGGAGAAUACUUUCUUAAAGAUGAUCAGAAAAAAGCUAGAAUGCACAAAGCUAAAGAAGAAAAGCACACUCAAGCUGCUAAGAAGAGAGAAGCGAUUCGUGAAAAAUCAUUUAUUGCUCCUGAAGAAACUAAAAAAGUGAAAGAAACAAAGGAAGCAACUGUAGAUGUGAAAUCAUUGAAAAAUAAAGUUAAAAAAGCUGUUAAAUUUGUAAAUAAGAAAUAAGAUUGUACACAUUGUUACUAAAUUAAUGUGAAAUAUUCAUAAUUAUUAACUGAUUGUAUU
Messenger RNA from Ctenocephalides felis (cat flea), 1220 nucleotides. RefSeq names its product KRR1 small subunit processome component homolog (gene dbe). Bases 156 to 1160 code for a protein of 334 amino acids. The record is from RefSeq and is a predicted model, not a curated record. Gene Ontology annotation, molecular function: RNA binding. Gene Ontology annotation, cellular component: small-subunit processome; nucleolus. NCBI's taxonomy places the organism in Eukaryota, Metazoa, Arthropoda, Insecta, Siphonaptera, Pulicidae. The transcript has a single exon.